AUGACUCCGCCACGUACAGCGACAGCACCACAUAUCGAAACCGGUACCAAACCGGCCCCGGCAAAGAACCCACGUGGUCGACCACGCAAAGAUGGGCUCCCGGCAGGAUCAGUACCCAAAAAGCCCAAAACGUCAGGACGAGCGCGUGCAGAUACUCCGACGGAAAUCCAAGGACAGCCUGAGAAACGAGGCCCCGGGCGUCCACCCAAGAAGGACAAAUCGCAGGGCGCCCAAAAUCCAUCAGCGACGUCAUCGUCGUCUGAUCCCUCUCAACCAAUGAACCCCAUUCCAAGCCGUGGCCCACAGGAGGGAAGUCUCAUCGUCUCUGCGGCUGAAGAGACUUCCAAUAUACAGAUCACGGUUACCCUUCCGAGUGACGUAACUGCACGACACAGUGAGGAAACGGACAUAAGUGAACAAAGGAUUCAAGAUACUCUGACCUUUUGGGAGGAGGCCGAAAGAAACGAGGAAAUAGGUGCGGCGGCCAGUCAAUGCGAAAAGCAGAGGGAAGACGACGCAUUGGAAUUCGAAUUUGGCCUGUUCAGAAACAAUCAUGGGCAGGACUUGGAGCCAAGUCGCAAGCACGUAGCAUUCGCGGACGAAGAGGACGAAGAAGCCGAACAAGAAAUCGGAACAGAAGAGUCGAAAAGAAAAGCGGAACGUCGACGUCAGAGGAGAGAAUGUCGAGAUUACGGCUGCUAUGAAGAGGAUUGCAGAAUCGGCCAUGCAGUCAGAGCGAAUGUCGCGCGCUACAUGGUGAAUCUUGACGAGCGCACGGAGGCGUUGCGGCCCAUGGUGGUAAAGACGGAUGAUGAGGUGAUGGAAGAAGGGACAAGGCCUAUGAUUUUCGAUUAUCCCUGGUUAAUUGCACGAUGA
Molecule: messenger RNA, 876 nt
Organism: Alternaria arbusti
Lineage: Eukaryota; Fungi; Ascomycota; Dothideomycetes; Pleosporales; Pleosporaceae
Exons: 1
Coding region: 1-876 (291 amino acids)
Source: RefSeq, a predicted model, not a curated record